CACCCAGACGCGCUCGCGAUGGCCCGGCGCCAUCAGCGCUUCCGCCAGAUGCUAGACGCCACGGCCCUGGAGGCUGUGGAGCAGCAGUUCGGCGUGAAACUGGACCGCAGGAAUGCCAAGACCCUGAAGAUCAAGUACAAGGGGACCCCGGAGGCCGCCGUGCUGCGCACGCCCCUACCCGGGGGAGCUCCGGCCCGGCCCGAGGGGGAGCCGGAGAGCCCUCUCCUAGAUUUUCCCUACCCCUACCGGCGCCCCGCGGCCUCCGGGAACGCUGCGGUCCCCCCGCCCCAGGCGCCCUCCUCUCCGGAGGCGGUCCGGCAGCCCGCCCCUACUGAGCCUCGCUACAGCGUGGUGCAGCGCCACCACGUGGAUCUCCAGGAUUACCGCUGCUCUCGGGACUCGGCCCCCAGCACCGUGCCCCACGAGCUGGCGGUCACCAUCGAGCUGCCGCUGCUGCGCUCGGCCGAACAGGCGGCGCUGGAGGUGACGGAAAAGCUGCUGUGCCUCGACUCGAGGAAACCCGACUACCGGCUGCGGCUCUCGCUCCCGUACCCGGUGGAUGAGAGCCGAGGCAAGGCGCAGUUCAACAAGGCCCGGCGGCAGCUGGUGGUCACGCUGCCCGUGGCACUCUCCGCCACACGCCCGGAGCCCGCCGCGACCGCUGAAGAGGCCGCCCACCCGCCC
Messenger RNA from Vicugna pacos (alpaca), 684 nucleotides. The record is from RefSeq and is a predicted model, not a curated record. Lineage: Eukaryota; Metazoa; Chordata; Mammalia; Artiodactyla; Camelidae.